Lolium perenne is the source of this 603-nucleotide messenger RNA. RefSeq lists its product as uncharacterized. Gene Ontology annotation, molecular function: 3'-5' exonuclease activity; nucleic acid binding. Gene Ontology annotation, cellular component: nucleus; cytoplasm. NCBI's taxonomy places the organism in Eukaryota, Viridiplantae, Streptophyta, Magnoliopsida, Poales, Poaceae. Gene Ontology annotation, biological process: nucleobase-containing compound metabolic process. The record is from RefSeq and is a predicted model, not a curated record.
AUGGACGUCGGGAACCAUACAGAGACCCAUCACAUCACUGCCCUUGGCACCACGACUCUGGAAGUUGUCUACACCAAUGAAGAAGCUAUUGUGGAGCGAAUCCUAGCCAUGUAUGAGAAAUGGCUCGAGAAGGAGAAGAACAGGUUCGUUGGACUCGACCUCGAGUACACCCCACGUAGCACGUGGAAGCGACAAGAGAUGACCGUCGUGCAAAUCGCCAUGCGGCAGCAUGUCCUCGUGUACCACUACAGCAGUUCCUUCAAGCAUUGUCCGGCUUUGAAUAAUUUUUUUGAGCGCAAGGGUAUUACUUUUGCGAGCAUUGAUACUAGGAACGACAAGGUCAUGCUUGCCCGUGCCAAGAUGCAUAUUCCAGAGCUGUACCAUGUCGACAUCCAAGAUAUAUUCAAGACCCGGGUAGGAAUGGAUAAUCUAGCAGAGGCCAUCAUCGACGGAUCGUACAAGAACAUGAAGACAAAGUUCUCAUCUGACAAGCACGACUUAUGGGAGACUAAGCCACUCUCACUGAUGCACCUCGAGUACGCAGCAAAAUACGGGUACAUGAGCUACGAGUUGUACCGUAGGAUCCUUGCCCUCGAGUUGUAA